AUGGCAUCUCAACAGAAGAUCGGCGAGUAUGAGAUUGAACGAGUUGUGGGCAGCGGCUCCUUUGGAAAGGCAGUCCUUGUGAAAGACAAAAAUGGACACAAGUCGAUAAUGAAAUUGAUCAAUACAACGCGGAUGACUCCGCAGGAAAUUGAAGAAGCCAAAAAUGAGGUUCAAGUUCUUACGAAGCUCGUUGAGUCCCCGUUCACUGUGUCUUACAAGGGUGCUUUUACUUCCACAUACCUCCGCGUUCCGCAUCUUUGCAUCGUCAUGGAAUACUGUGCAGGGGGAGAUCUCGGAAAGCUCAUUAAAGACAGGAAAAAACAGGCCAAGCCGUUCAGCGAGAUAACCCUCCGGACGUGGCUUUUACAACUUACUCUCGCGCUUCACUUCAUGCACAAGCAUAAGAUUCUACAUCGUGAUCUCAAACCCGCAAACGUGUUCCUCGAUCGAGACAACUACAUUCGAGUCGGUGAUCUGGGACUGUCAAAAAUUCUUGAGUUCACGCUCCAGCAAGUCCGGACGCAGUGUGGGACUCCGGCGUUCAUGGCCCCAGAACUCUGUCAGGGCAAGCCGUACCAGACCCCAGCCGAUAUUUGGGCUCUGGGUUGCAUAAUGGUGGAAGCUGCUACGUUUGAACUACCGUUCCGAGGCAUGACGUUUCCUGAACUCAAUAGGAACAUCUGCCACGCGCCAGCACCAAAACUUCCUGCGCGAUACUCUCUUGAUCUGCGAACCAUCUGCGAGUCUAUGUUGAACAAGGACCCGAAGAAAAGGCCAACAACGGAGGAUAUCCUGAGCUCGCCAGCAAUAAGGGCCGAGUAUCACGCAUACAAGGCGAAGCAUGUUCACGCGUGA
Molecule: messenger RNA, 855 nt
Organism: Besnoitia besnoiti
Lineage: Eukaryota; Apicomplexa; Conoidasida; Eucoccidiorida; Sarcocystidae
Product: CMGC kinase, CK2 family
Exons: 8
Coding region: 1-855 (284 amino acids)
Biological process (GO): protein phosphorylation
Molecular function (GO): ATP binding; protein kinase activity
Source: RefSeq, a predicted model, not a curated record